AUGCAAGUGGGUUCCAUCGCCCAAAGACAUAACAAAGGUCAACGUGGAUGGCGCUUUCAAUACGAGGACCGGGCACAGAGGAUGGGGAUUAUCUGUAGGAACACUUCUUCAGGAUGCCUCGCCGGCCUGCUCGAGCUUGAGCUCCGCGCUUGCCGAACCGUCGCCGACCGCGUCCUCCUCAUCGCCGCUGACCGGUGCUGUGCUCUCAAGUCUCUACUUGUGUAUGACGGCGGCAGCAGGGAGGCCCUCCUCCAGUUCAUCCGUCGGCGCGGCGCCGCACUGCACACCUUGGACCUCCGCCUGCCUCUCGACCUGCACAACGACCACCUCCUUGCAAUCGGCGCAGAGCAAGGCUACGACACCCGGGGCAGUCUUGCCGUGCUUCGCCUUCAAAGCUGUGUCCUCGUCACGGGGGACGGGCUUCGUUCUCUCGCGCGCACGGCCAUUGGGGCGGGCAUCAAAGAUGUCGCCCUGGUGAGCUGCGACGUAGUUGAACGGGAGCCUGGGCUGCUCACGUUCCUCAGCCAGAGCAUGCGCCACCUCCGCCGGCUUGAUCUGUCUUACAACGAGACCCUGAAGGACAAGGAGAUUGGAGCCAUGCUAUCGUCUUGCCGGAAUCUGAUUGAUAUCAGGUUUAGGGGUUGCCGCGGCAUUACCGGAGAAUCGCUGGUCUCGUUGCUUAGGCACUGUGGGCAGACAGUGGAGGUCGUGGACAUCUCCCGCUGCCCUGCCAUUAAAGUGGCCAGUGUCGAACUCUUUGCACAGCGAGCCACCCGUUUGAAUCAUUUGGUCAUCGAGGUGAGCUCUGUGUCGGAGGAACUGAAGGCGAUUGCACGGACCAAAGGCAUGAAGGUUGGCCCAUUGCCUUGUGAAGGAUCAUUCUGA
This is a messenger RNA of Triticum turgidum subsp. durum (durum wheat), 885 nucleotides long. The record is from the annotation of a GenBank genome assembly. Lineage: Eukaryota; Viridiplantae; Streptophyta; Magnoliopsida; Poales; Poaceae.